GGGCCGCUGGAGGCCGGGCAGGGCCGUGCGGCGUUCCCUGCGUGCUCCUCAGGCAUGGUCCCCCUGAAGAAGCUGCACCAGGCGUUCCUCAGGCUGGCCCUGCUGCUGCCCGCGGAGGGCGGCGGCGCGCCCCGGCCCAGGGCCUCGGAGGUGCUGAGCCAGCACCUGCUGCAGCGGGGCCUGCCCCACUGGACCUCCUACUGCGUCAAGUACAGCUCGGUGCGCAACGACCAGUUCGGGCUCUCCCACUUCAACUGGGAGGUGCGGGGCGCCAACUACCACGUCCUGCGGACGGGCUGCUUCCCCUUCAUCAAGUACCACUGCUCCCGGGCGCCCCGCCAGGACCUGGCCCUGCAGGACCGCUGCUUUACGGCCCUCAAGCUCAUCAACCUGGGUAUUCCUACUUUAUUGUAUGGAAUUGGUUCCUGGUUCCUUGUCACCGUGACAGAGACUGUUCACACCCGCUAUGGCCCGGUUACUGUUUACUUCCUAAAUAAAGAAGAUGAAAAUGCCAUGUACUAAAUAUCUUUCAAGAACAGAUCCUGUUAUUACUUGCUGAAGCAGAACAUAUUUUGCCAGUUUUUUGCAACAGGCUCGAGGCUCAAUUGCUGUUUUCAGGGUAUUCAUAACGCUUGGAGAUUUCAGGAUAUGUCCCUGUUACUUCUUUCCUUCCAUUUUGAAACUUGUAAACACAUUAAGUAUGCUGUGCAGUGACAUAUGAGUGACCCUGGGAAAAUACCUGAAUCUGUUUAUGUAUGUAACUCAUUGCAGCUCCAAGUGCAAUAAUGAAAAUGUAUAUUAUUGGGAAUUAUUUCUGUUUAUCUGUUGAAUAUGUGUGUGUUUCUUCUCAUGCAACAGAUUAAUUUGCAGUGUAAUGCAAUCCAAAGGCAACUCUUUCCAUCAAGAUUAUUGGGGAGGCUUUGAUUUUUAAGAAUCUUUAUGCAAAAAGAGGUCUCAAACCCAUAUAUUUUGGGAAGGCGCUUUGAAAAUUUACAUAUCUGGCAUGUGUCUCUUCAUUAUAGUGUUUUGUAUGUUUGUACAAUUUGGAACAUUGCUAAAUUUAGUGGCUUAGGAGUGGAUUGCGCCCUGAUAGUUUGGGAACAAAGCAGCCCAUGUUAAGUACUGUUAAUCCUGAACAGAGUUAUACCCUUCUAAGUUCAUUGACUUCGGUGGGCUUAGAAGGGUGUAACUGUUUAGGAUCAGGUCAAAGAAUCCAAGUCAGGAUGUUGUAGGAGUGUGGCUACAUUAUACAGUGGCAGAAAAAAAAAGACAUACUUGACUCUCACUGAAAUCGGUGAGACUUCAGGGUGCUUAACUUUGGCUGAAUUGUGCCCAUAGUCAAGUUUGACAUACAUGGUUAGUGCAUUGAAACAGUGCAUACGGGGACGAGGUUGUCUCAGAUUUGUGACAGAGACUAUUAAUACUCAGUUUAUAAUAAGCAAAUUCUUACUGGACUGCCUAAACGUUUAGCUUACAGAUCUAAGAAUGUAUAUGGAGAAUUUUGCUUUAAAUUAUUAUUUUAGCAAUGGUCGUCCCGAAUAUUGGGGAUUUGUUUUUUAAAAGCUUAAGAUUAGAAGUGGGGAAAGUACACUGGAAUAGUGCAAGAGCAUGCCUCUUCAGAUACUUGUGAAGGGGUUCCCCCCAGUC
Molecule: messenger RNA, 1647 nt
Organism: Eublepharis macularius
Lineage: Eukaryota; Metazoa; Chordata; Lepidosauria; Squamata; Eublepharidae
Gene: C18H15orf61
Product: chromosome 18 C15orf61 homolog
Exons: 2
Coding region: 55-522 (155 amino acids)
Source: RefSeq, a predicted model, not a curated record